Rhinolophus ferrumequinum (greater horseshoe bat) is the source of this 3877-nucleotide messenger RNA. It is a transcript of the gene IPP, whose product is annotated as intracisternal A particle-promoted polypeptide. The record is from RefSeq and is a predicted model, not a curated record. Bases 235 to 1989 code for a protein of 584 amino acids. Lineage: Eukaryota; Metazoa; Chordata; Mammalia; Chiroptera; Rhinolophidae. The transcript has 9 exons. Gene Ontology annotation, molecular function: actin binding.
GGUUGGGGAAGCGCGAGAGGCGCUCUUCACUAGGCCGGGCUUCCCUCCAGCCCUCCGCCGACCGCACUGCCCUGUCAUCAACGCCUCGUUACCCACACCGGGUUUCCCUCGCCCUCUUCGCGGCGGUGCUGGUAGCGACUGCGCGCGCAGAGCCUGAGCGGGCGCCGGCAGGAAGGGGAAGCGGCGGGGUAGAACCACAUUAUGGACAGCGGUCCUUUUAAUUAAUUUAUCAUCAUGGCUAAUGAGGGCCAUCCCAAGGCUGGUGAUAGUCCUUUUUCAUCAGAUAAAUAUGCCCAACUCAUCUUGGCCCAGAUCAAUAAGAUGAGGAAUGGACAGCAUUUCUGUGAUGUGCAGCUACAAGUUGGGAAGGAAACUUUUAAAGUUCAUCGGUUGGUUUUGGCUGCCAGUAGUCCUUACUUUGCAGCUUUGUUCACUGGAGGAAUGAGAGAGUCCUCAAAAGAUGUUGUGCAGAUUCUUGGAAUUGAAGCUGGAAUAUUUCAAAUACUUCUAGAUUUUGUUUACACAGGUAUAGUGAACAUAGGUGUGAGUAAUGUUCAGGAGUUGAUUGUUGCAGCAGACAUGCUACAGUUGACUGAAGUUGUUAAUCUUUGCUGUGAAUUUCUGAAACGACAAAUUGAUCCACUGAACUGCAUAGGGAUCUUUCAGUUCUCGGAGCAGAUUGCCUGCCAUGAUCUUUUGGAAUUCACAGAAAACUACAUUCAUGUCCAUUUCUUGGAGGUUCAGAGUGGGGAGGAGUUCCUGGCACUUACGAAAGAUCAGCUGAUCAAAAUUUUGCGAAGUGAAGAGCUCAGCAUUGAGGAUGAAUACCAGGUGUUCUUAGCUGCAAUGCAAUGGAUUCUCAAAGAUCUGGGAAAGAGAAGAAAACAUGUGGUGGAAGUGCUAGACCCAAUUCGAUUUCCUUUAUUACCUCCUCAGAGGCUUUUAAAGUACAUAGAAGGAGUAUCCGAUUUUAAUCUUCGUGUUGCGUUGCAAACACUUUUGAAAGAGUACUGUGAGGUAUGCAAAUCUCCCAAAGAGAACAAGUUUUGUAGUUUUCUGCAAACAUCUAAGAUUCGACCUCGGAAGAAAGCAAGAAAGUACCUGUAUGCAGUAGGUGGAUAUACUCGGUUGCAGGGGGGUCGUUGGAGUGAUAGCAGAGCCCUGAGCUGUGUAGAACGUUUUGACACCUUUAGCCAGUACUGGACCACUGUGUCUUCACUUCAUCAGGCUCGAUGUGGGCUGGGAGUAGCAGUUCUGGGAGGGAUGGUCUACGCUAUUGGAGGUGAAAAGGAUUCAAUGAUUUUUGACUGUACUGAAUGCUAUGAUCCAGUUACUAAACAGUGGACAACUGUAGCUUCAAUGAAUCACCCCCGCUGUGGCUUGGGGGUGUGUGUGUGUUAUGGGGCUAUCUAUGCUUUGGGUGGAUGGGUUGGAGCUGAGAUAGGGAACACCAUUGAACGAUUUGAUCCUGAUGAAAAUAAAUGGGAAGUAGUUGGCAACAUGGCUAUGUCACGCUACUACUUUGGGUGUUGUGAAAUGCAAGGUUUAAUUUAUGUAAUUGGAGGCAUCAGCAAUGAAGGAAUAGAGCUUCGUUCUUUUGAAGUUUAUGAUCCACUUUCUAAGCGUUGGUCUCCACUUCCUCCAAUGGGAACCAGGAGAGCAUACCUUGGGGUGGCUGCACUCAAUGACUGCAUCUAUUCUGUUGGAGGAUGGAAUGAGACACAGGAUGCUCUUCAUACUGUAGAAAAAUAUUCCUUUGAAGAGGAAAAGUGGGUUGAAGUUGCCUCAAUGAAAGUGCCUAGAGCAGGCAUGUGUGUGGUGGCAGUCAAUGGGCUUCUGUAUGUUUCUGGAGGGCGAUCUUCCAGCCAUGAUUUCUUAGCUCCUGGUACCUUGGACUCAGUUGAAGUUUAUAAACCUCAUUCAGAUACAUGGACAGAAAUUGGUAACAUGAUCACUAGUCGUUGUGAAGGAGGUGUUGCUGUACUAUGAAAUAUAAACCAUAAGAGAGCACAAGAAAACAUUUUGAUAAUACAGGAUCUGACCUUUUGCAAAUCACACAUGUAUUUGGUGGUAGGACCCUCUGAUUCUAUUGAGUUUUCCAUGUGUUUGGUAGAUAAAUAAUUAAAGAAUGAUUUUUCUAAGAAUUUGAGUGAGAAGGGUUAUGGAAUAUACAUGUCCUAAAUUAAUAAAUAGCUCACAAAAAAUUGCCAGGCUUACCAACAGAAAUGCUAUUUGUGCUCUAGAAUUGUCCAGUUAGGAGUCCUAUUUGUAAAAAUGAUUUGCUAGAAGCUUCUUGGCAAAUAGGGGUUUCUCAGUGAAAUUCAAGCUAUAACAUGACCCGUAUGUGAUAUAAGAGUAUCAGUAAGACAGGUUAAAGGUGUCUGUAUAUUCAUGAUUCAACCCAGAGCACAAUUUUCCAUGGCCAUAGUUUAACCUACAGAGAAAAGCAGUGAAACAACUUCCUACUUUGAUGCUAGGAGUCUUCACUAGCCCCAAACUUUUUAUUGGCAGCAGAUAUACUGGGAGGGACAUGUAGGAAAUAUCUAGCUAUUUAUAUACAGAGGUAAGUUUUCACCUAUUGAUAACAGCAUAAAAAAAGCUUUUGCUCACUUAUGUUUUUUGUCUUGAUGCUAAGAAUGCAAGUAAUUAAUAGGAAGUUCUUAGUGAUAGUCCAUUAAUGCAGUUGGAUGAUGUAAUGAGUGAUAGAGCUUAGAUGGUGGUAUGCACUUAAUAAAAUUCUUCCCUAUUUUCUAAAUAGUCACCAAAAAUAUCUGUUUGGCUUUGGGAAGAGGGACUUUUAUUAGCUUAUCAAGCUUUGUGAAAUUUACUUGUACUUGGGCAAGAAGCCUAAAUAUGAGCUUAUUACAAAGCUGCUUACUGCCUGGCUUGGAGAAGGUGGAAUUGUAGAUACGUGUGAAACUUCUUAGACACUGACUUAUAAGAUAAAAGGUUUCUGAUCCAAAACUGUUCCUCAGAACUUCUCAUUUUCCCCAAGAAGCAUUCUAAAGAAUUGCUCUCUGUCUAGUUCUGAGAGGAAGAUUCUUCGUGUACAUCAUCACUUUUAAGUUAUUUCUACUUAAUUUAAUAUUAAUUAAUAUUAAAGAGCCAUUUAAUAUUAAAGGUCUUGCAUACAUUUAUAUUUACCUAGCUGAUUCCAGGGUUUUGUUUGUAUAUUCCCAAUUUCCCCUUUUCUUUACUAAAGUCCUUCAGUAUGUUGUUGUUGUAAGCAUCAGUACCUUACUUAGAUAGAAAUACUUUGGUAAGCAUUAAAGACUCAGGUAGCAUUCAUAUCUAGAAUAUUUGAAUUGGCCCACAAGGACUAAUCAGCUCUAAUGAGUCUUUUGGAGCAAAAAUUAAUAUAAGACCAGGUCUUAUUUUACUACAUAUAAUAUAAAAUUAUAUGACCGGGCAUAAUAUAUAAGACCGGGUCUUAUGUUAAUUUUUGCUCCAAAAGAUUUAUUAGAGUUGAUUGUCUGGCUAGGUGUUAUUUUCAGAGAAACAGGGUAGUUACAGAGAAUCUGCAUUCUGGUUCAAGAGAUUUACAAAAUGCUCCUAUAAUUUCUCAUUUCCUGGCAACCUAAAAUGGCACUGUGAAGGGAGCCAUUCUGUACUGCUGUAGCAGCAAUGUAAUGUCAAGACAAUCAGUGUUUGGGCUUAAUAGGUCCAGACAAUCCCUGAAAAUAGGUCAUUGUAAAUAUGCUUGUUAUUUCCUAGGUAAUGACAGAUUGUUUUUUAAAAAAAUGUACUAAUAAAGUAUUUUGCUUUUUGCUUUUCCUUCUAAGAAAUAUCUUCUGAAGAAUACGAGCUUUCUUUCCUUUAUUAUCAGGCUGUAGUAAACUAUUCUCUACAUUUAAUAAAGGAUCAUGUAGUAGUUUCA